CAUCUCAUUAGUAAUAGAUAGUUAUCAUAUUCUGCUACUGGUGGAAGGCUCGAAGCACCAGUAGCCCAGUAGUGGUCUGGUAACAGUGGUGGUGGGCUGUACUGUACAGUCUUGCUACACACAAACACACACACUCUUAUUUAUCUCAAAUAUUCGUAAACACUCUUAAACACCCCAAAACACCUCCAGAACCUACCUAAAUAUACCCAAACACACACACACCCAAGUGCAGUGUUGCUAUAUUCCCUGCAGUGUUUAGCAGCAAGAAGCAAGCACCACAACCCUCCACACUGCCUCAAGAUCACUUAUUUAAGGCUCAGACGUGUAGAUGGAACCAAUACAAGGAAGAAGAAGGAGAAACAAAGGAGGAGAAUGAUGAAGAAAUGAGAAAUAGGAGAGGAAUAGGAGAAGAAAUCAAGGUGUAACAUUUAGGUCAUCUUGAGCAACAACAGCAGUAGUACACACAAUAACUACGUCUUCCUAUUUAACUUCAAAUGGCCCCGUCUUACAGCACCGCCCUUCAGCCCCCGACCCCAGCCCCAAAAGUGAACGAGAAAGAUGAUCUCCAUGAGCUGCGCAACAAUGGCUUCUGGGCAGCAGUGAUCACCAUUGGCAGCUAUGCAUAUGGUGAAUACUUCAUUGCAAGCCAAAUGCAACCUGACAUCCGCCAGGAGUCAUGGAUAAUGAUGCGCUCCGCAGUUCCCCAUCUCAUCUUUUCUCUACUCUAUGUGGCUGGUGUCACCUGGUGGGGCCCACAGUACAUGAGUACCAGGAAGCCUGUCUCUGGGCUUAGGCCCUACAUGAUGGCCUACAAUGCCUUCCAGGUUGUCUUCUCAGCCUAUAUGUUCAUAGAGGGUGGACUAUCAGGCUGGUUUAACACCUACUCUUGGUUAUGCCAGCCUUGUGACUACUCCAACAACCUGCAAGCCAUCAGGAUGAUGCACAUUGGCUUCUGGUAUCACUUUUCAAAGUACAUUGACUUUAUGGACACAGUAUUCUUUGUUCUGAAUAAAAAGAAUCAGCACAUCUCACUGCUGCACAUGGCUCACCACGGCCUCAUGCCCAUCAGCACCUGGUACGGCAUCCGCUACCACCCAGGUGGUCAUAACACAUUCUUUGGUUUCCUGAAUGCCUUUGUGCACACUGUGAUGUAUCUGUACUACCUGCUGGCAGCCAUGGGGCCCAAUAUGAGGCCCUUCUUGUGGUGGAAGAAGUACCUCACCACUCUUCAGAUGAUACAGUUCACAGCUGUUUUCAUCCAUGCAAUGAUACCGACUGUGAAGGAGUGUGAUGUACCACCUGCACUGAUUGGUUGGGUUGGCAGUAUUGCAGUCUUAUUCACAAUCCUUUUUGCUGACUUUUAUAUCAAGGAGUACAAGAAGAAAAAUAUCAAUAACGUCAAGAUAAAGAGAGAUAAUGAUGCCAGUUAUUCGUCUCCCAACAACUGUGCCAUAGACCAGAAAAGCAUGAUCACCACCACCACCACCAUGUCUCAUGAUUCUCAUUUUACCAAUGGCAUCACACGGAGAGUCACAUGUGCCACUGUUUCCAAUGGUAUGAUGGCACAUUAAACUGAUCUGAUCAGUUGCUCUACUAACCUUCCACAAGGACAAAAAUGUUAGGCUUUUCAUUUGAUUUCUCUCUGAGUACUAUGAUUUCAGGUUGUGUUAUAAUCUUUCAUCUAUACUGAAUCAUAUAAAUACUCAUGCUUUCCCUCAACUCCUUUGCUCUCUCUCUCUCUCUCUCUCUCUCUCUCUCUCUCUCUCUCUCUCUCUCUCUCUCUCUCUCUCUCUCUCUCUCUCUCUCUCUCUCUACAAAGUUACAAACUUAGUUUAACUCAUCUGGUGUAUAUAUAGGCAGUGACCAAUCUACAGCCUAAGCAAGUCCAUUAUUGGGCUCUUAUUCUCUGGAUAUAGUUUAGUAAGCACUAUACAUCCCAUUUUCAUCUUUAUGCCUGCUCCCACUUGAAAUGGGAUUCAAUAUGGAUUAGCUUAUUCAGUCAAGAUGUAAAUACAUUAUGUACACUGCUGUAUAAGUAUCAGUUAUAGAGAAAUUGCUAUUCACAUUCAUCUAGAUUUCACAAAAAGAACUACUGUAAUAAAAUCUACAUAUGAAA
Portunus trituberculatus (swimming crab) is the source of this 2116-nucleotide messenger RNA. RefSeq names its product elongation of very long chain fatty acids protein AAEL008004-like. Gene Ontology annotation, cellular component: endoplasmic reticulum membrane. The transcript has 10 exons. Gene Ontology annotation, biological process: fatty acid elongation, saturated fatty acid; sphingolipid biosynthetic process; very long-chain fatty acid biosynthetic process. Bases 495 to 1571 code for a protein of 358 amino acids. Gene Ontology annotation, molecular function: fatty acid elongase activity. The record is from RefSeq and is a predicted model, not a curated record. NCBI's taxonomy places the organism in Eukaryota, Metazoa, Arthropoda, Malacostraca, Decapoda, Portunidae.